This is a messenger RNA of Oryzias melastigma (Indian medaka), 1583 nucleotides long. RefSeq names its product protein shisa-5. Lineage: Eukaryota; Metazoa; Chordata; Actinopteri; Beloniformes; Adrianichthyidae. The coding region runs from base 285 to 926 and encodes 213 amino acids. The transcript has 6 exons. The record is from RefSeq and is a predicted model, not a curated record.
UAAAAACAUUUUGUAAACAUUGGCCUAUGUUUUACACGUUUUUUGCAUGAAAUGCCCCCACCUGCUCAUGUUUGAGACAAACCUUUGAAGGAUUACCAUUAAUAAAAACAAUCAGUUAUACCUCCACGCGCCUCCCCUUCUUACUGUCUUUCAGGUGAGAGAGUUACCCAUGUAGUCAGGAAUGUUGUCGGGUUACAAACUGUAGGGUUGGGUCUCACUCAGGCUGGAGUAACUGUCUCACCCAAGACUAGGACUCCAUUUCUGGCCACACCAUCACAGCAGACAUGGUCCCAGGCGUGUCAGGCCGCACUCUGUGUGUUUUGUGUGUGGUUUUGGUCCGGACGGUAUGGGGUGAUUUGUGUAUCAGCUAUAGAGACGCGUAUGGCAACUUCCAUGACACAGAGGAGUGCUCCAAGUACUGCUGUGGGGACUGCAGUGCUAAAUACUGCUGCAAUAACAAGAAACUCAGCUUCACUCAGGAUAAACAGGAAAAGUGUUUCGAAAGUGCACUCAGCACUCCUGCACUUGUGGGAAUCAUCGUUGGAACUUCAAUUCCUGUCAUCCUCUGUGUGACUCUUCUCAUCUGCUGUUUGGCUCCCUGCAGUUUAUGCUACCGGACAUGUCGAAAAGGACACAACCCAAACUUUUAUGAAAGUGCCGUCAAUAUGUCCCAGCCUGCACAAUCACGAUCUGGUAACCAGCCAUCCAAUACAGGCUAUCAGCCUGUGGCAGCAUUUGAGGGCCCACCCAUGCCCACAGCACCACCACCCUCUUAUAUAGACUCCACUGAUCCAGCCACAGUUGAUUUCACGUAUGGACAACCAAUGUACCACGUAGAUCCCACCGGCGGGCAUGAAACACCACCCCCAUCAUAUUCGGAUGAGCUUGCACAGCCACCCUACAACCCCUCUUUCCUGCCGUCCUGAUCCAGGGAAGAGAAUCUUUGCUGCAGUGACCGGGUUUUUGCCAUUGCAGUCCACAUCAUCCCAUGCCACGUCACGUCAGCUGAAGGAUUUCCUGCAGCCUUUUGUGGCCCACACCAUUUCAACUAACACAGUCUUGAGGGGGAUUACUGGUCAUUUUCAUAUGUCUCUUCUUGAGGGGGAUUGCCGGGGUCGCUCCUCUUCAUGCGUCUGUUCCUGAGGGGGAUUGCUGGAGGGUGUGGUUUGGUCAGCUAUAUUUCUCGGUUUUAAUCAUAUUCUGUUUUAAGUACCCUGUCAAUCCCAACUGGUUCCAAGUUGAUUUCACCCAUAGUUGUCUUCACGUCAGUAAAUUGCCCUCAUUUUCUUUAAGUGUCUGAUUUUCAAUUUAUCAAUGUUAGGUCAUCUGCUUUCUGGCCCUUUUCUUGUUCGCUAGUUUGUUUUGUUAAGUUUAUUUAUUAAAUGGUCAAGUCUCUCACACCAAGUCGGGCCUCCUGCUUUUUUGGUCCUCAUUCAUGAGUUCCUGACACAUGUGGGGAGGAUAAGUUGUCCAGAGUGUCCUUGUAAAAUUUCAUAAUAUUUUGAAAAGGAAUGAAUGGACUCCAUCUGCUGGCCAGCUGCUUGCAAUCUCCACACAGACAUAAAACAAAUAAAAAAAUAAAA